This is a messenger RNA of Linum trigynum, 1512 nucleotides long. The record is from the annotation of a GenBank genome assembly. NCBI's taxonomy places the organism in Eukaryota, Viridiplantae, Streptophyta, Magnoliopsida, Malpighiales, Linaceae.
AUGGAGACGCUGCAACUGACCGGUGGCACGACUCCGGCUUCUUCCCCUGCUCCUGGUUCCACUCCCGGCGGUUCUACCCCUUCUUCGGCUCCGGGCAAUGGCACUGGUAGUGGGUACAGGAUGAGGGAGAUUAAGUCAGUUCUCAUCGUCGAUUCACUAGUUAAUAGCGGAACGAAGGGGAACGCUUGGACUACAGGCUUAGAUGCAUUAAGCGGCGGCCAGCUGAGAAUCUCCACCAGUGACUCUGUUAACGUGGCGGUCCCUGCAAUCAAUCUUCCUCCAGCGAGAAGGUCCAUUAUGGCAAUGGAAACUCAGCAAAACAUCAAUUCAUUGUUUUGGGCAUCAAUAAUACUCGUCUUGGCUUUAACCAAAUCCCUCCGUGUUCAAGUUCAAGCAUCCAGCAGUACUAGUGGUUUUGCUAAAACAAUAAGGAGUGCAGAUGGUGGUGUGAUUGAUUGUGUGCAACUAUACAAGCAACCGGCUUUGAGACAUCCGCUUCUCAAGAAUCAUGUUAUCCAGAUGAAGCCCAGUUCAUAUCCACAUGGAAUCAAGACACCAAAUCACUCCCACAAUAGUUCAACUUCAGACCCGCAGCUGAUCCAGAACUGGCACAAGAAUGGAGGUUUUUGCCCUCCUGGAACCAUACCCAUUACCAGAUCAAAACUGAAUGUGCCACGUAAGACGGCACGUGUUCCGACAUCAUUCGCCGAUCAUCGGGCCGGCGGCGGCAACCACCUGGAUGGCAAGGAAACCGACCCUACAGGUCAUGAGUUCGUUCAAGCGUCCAUCUUUGGAGGCAACUACUAUGGAGCGACGGCAAAUAUCAACGUGUGGAGCCCAAAAGUAGAAGGGGAUAACGAAUUCAGCACGGCCCAACUUUGGGUCUAUGCUGGCCCAGAAGUCAAUGUCAUCGAGUUUGGUUGGAUGGUCACCAAGAAACAAAACCAGCCAAGCAUAUUCACAUCUUGGACUAGAGACGAGUACAAUUCGACCGGGUGUUACAAUUUGGAUUGCCCUGGUUUCGUCCAAACAAGUAACAAGUACGCCUUGGGUGAGCCUAUAGGUCCUGUUUCAUCCUACGAUCAGCCUCAGAGACAGGUUUUGAUGACCAUCCACAAGGACUUGGAGACCGGGAACUGGUGGCUGACCUUCCAAGGAGAGGAAAUGGGGUACUUCCCGCCGGUCAUUUUCACGAGCCUGGCAGAGAGAUCGAAUCGGGUGAGUUGGGGCGGUGAGGUGGUGAACAGCAAGAGCCUGCAGGACGGUGGUCACACCGCUACCGAAAUGGGGAGCGGCCGUUACGCUGGCAAAGGUUUCAGCCAAGCCUGCUACUUUCAAAACGCGGCCUACUUGACCAGUGAUGGAGUGGCGACGGACCCAGAAAGAAUCGAGACCUUCACGUCGAGGGAACCCUGCUACAACAUCGAUUUUGGGCCUAGAGUUGCCUCGCCGUCGCCCGGGGCCCAUUUCUACUUCGGCGGGCCGGGGGCCUCGCCUUCUUGUACAUUUUGA